Messenger RNA from Hipposideros armiger (great roundleaf bat), 748 nucleotides. Its product is annotated as C-C motif chemokine 3-like. NCBI's taxonomy places the organism in Eukaryota, Metazoa, Chordata, Mammalia, Chiroptera, Hipposideridae. Gene Ontology annotation, biological process: cell chemotaxis; positive regulation of GTPase activity; antimicrobial humoral immune response mediated by antimicrobial peptide. The transcript is spliced from 3 exons. Gene Ontology annotation, cellular component: extracellular region. Gene Ontology annotation, molecular function: chemokine activity; CCR chemokine receptor binding. The record is from RefSeq and is a predicted model, not a curated record. Bases 65 to 352 code for a protein of 95 amino acids.
GUGAGUGCCCACUCCCAUCUCUGCUCUCCUGCUACUCGAGCCCACCCGCCACGUGCUCAGCAUCAUGAAGGUUCCCGGGGUUGCCCUUGCCGUCCUCUGCACCAUGGCCCUCUGCAGCCAGGUCUUCUCUACACCAUUUAGCGCUGACAUCCCGACCUCCUGCUGCUUCACCUAUAUCAACCGGCAGCUUCCACGCAAAUUCAUAGUGGACUAUUUUGAGACCAGCAGCAUGUGCUCCAAGCCCGCUGUCAUCUUCCUAACCAAAAAACACCGGCAGGUCUGUGCCAACCCCAGUGAGGCCUGGGUCCAGGAAUAUGUCACUGACCUGGAGCUGAAGCCCUCAGUGGCCUAGAAGCUUUGAGGGACCCAGUGACCUCGGUGGGCCAAUGCAGAACAGGGGCCUGAGUCUCGGAAACACCCCUGUAACCUCCACAGCUACCUCUCCAGUAGAUUUGCUGCCAAACGCCCUUGCUCUGGAAUUCUCCCUAACUUAAAAUUUAAUUUAUUUAUACUAUUUAAUUUUUGUAAUUUAUUUUGAAUGUCACAAUGUAUUGGGGGCUGUUUGCUCCAAGAGGUUUCAGGAUACCUUUUUCACCACCUCUCCCCUCCUCCUUCACUUGCACUGUGGUUGGUGACAAUUGAAUGACUGUCAUAAGCUUGUUCUAGUCAGAGGUGAUGUCAACACCGCCAGGCUGACAAAUGUGUAUUAAAUGUUGUUGUUCGGUGCUGUGUUCAGCCCAGAGAAAUA